CUCUUCUUCUUCUUUAUAAAUACGCUCUCUCCUCUCUUUCUCCCUCACAUGUUCCUCGCGAAACCAAAUUCUCAAUCUUUCUUGAAAUCCUUCUCCUUGUAUGGCACUAACCCUUUUGUCCCACAAGGUAUCCGACCUCUGUAUCGGCAAACCGCCGCUACGGUAUAUUUCCUCCGCCGUAGCCACCGUCGCUGAUGCCAUCGCUGCUCUCAAAUCCUCCGACGAACCUUUCCUGAGCGUCUGGAGCUGUAAUCACGAUGUAACCGAUGACGACAAGUGCGACUGCGAGUGUCUGGGUAAGAUCUGUAUGGCCGAUGUAAUCUGUUACCUGUCUAAAUUCGACAACAACGUUUUGUCUCUUUCCUCUGCAUUCGACGCAUCCGUCUCUGUUCUUCUCCCCAAAUCUCGUUCCAUCGUCGUCCAUGUUCAAUCCUCCUGCAAGUUAAUUGAAGCCAUUGAUCUGAUAAUCGGAGGAGCGCAGAAUCUGAUUGUUCCGAUUCAGGCGAAAUCAAUCGCAAAGAGAAGACAACAAAAGCUUCUGAUACGAAGCGCUGUCGUUUCGCUCACCACCACAACAACCCACAAGAACAGCCGCCAAUUCUGCUGGAUCACACAAGAAGACAUAAUCCGAUUCCUUCUCGAUUCCAUUAGCGUCUUCUCUCCUUUACCGUCGAUCUCAAUAUCCGAUCUCGGCGUGGUCAACAGCACGCACACUAUCCUCACCGUCGAUUAUCACUCCUCCGCCGCCUCCGCCGUCGCAGCCAUCUCUCGCGCCAUCGUCGACAAUAUCUCCGUCGCGGUGGUCGACGGUGAAUGCGAUCUAGAAGAUCCACGUGUGUCUUUGAUCGGAGAGAUUUCGCCGAUGACACUCGCUUGCUGCGACGAAACAGCCGCAGCAGCUGUUGCAACACUCUCCGCCGGCGAUCUAAUGUCGUAUAUCGACGGUAGCGGUCCGCCGGAGAGUCUCGUGAGAGUCGUUAGGAAUCGCCUGGAAGAGAAAGGGAUGGUGGGACUGAUCUCACUCGUAGAAUCCUUGUCGUCGGGGUCUUCGUCGUCGGACGAAGAAUCUCCGGCGGGGAGAUUAACGAGGACGGCGUCGUAUGGAAGGUCGGUGAGUAGCGCGGCGAGGAUGGCGAGGAAGUCGGUGGCGAUAGUGUGUAAUCGGAAAAGCUCUUUAAUGGCGGUGAUGAUACAAGCGAUAGCUCACAGGGUGAGUUAUGUGUGGGUGGUUGAUGAAGAUGGUUGUUUGGUUGGUAUGGUUACUUUUGUUGAUGUUUUCAAGCUUUUUAAGGGAUUUUUGGAUGAUCAAAAUCAAAACUAAUCAUCAUCAGUUUUACUCUUUUUGUUAGAAUUUUUACUACUUAUUAAACACAGCUAAAAACAAAUGUUGCAAGACAAAAAAGUUCUUGAGGAAUAUUUCGGUUCAUGUUUCUUUAAAUCAUUUUCGGAUCUCAUGACAAUCUCAGUUCAUUUCUUUUAAUAAGAAAAGUUGGAUUUUGGGGUCCAUAA
This is a messenger RNA of Thlaspi arvense, 1509 nucleotides long. The record is from the annotation of a GenBank genome assembly. NCBI's taxonomy places the organism in Eukaryota, Viridiplantae, Streptophyta, Magnoliopsida, Brassicales, Brassicaceae.